This is a messenger RNA of Fusarium coffeatum, 393 nucleotides long. RefSeq lists its product as uncharacterized. The record is from RefSeq and is a predicted model, not a curated record. Bases 1 to 393 code for a protein of 130 amino acids. Lineage: Eukaryota; Fungi; Ascomycota; Sordariomycetes; Hypocreales; Nectriaceae. The transcript has 2 exons.
AUGACAUCCAACGCCGACGAAAAGCGAAACCGACCUCGCGAGAGCGUCAAGAUUCUCUACGAUCAUGAAAUCACCAACGCACCAGGCAAAUCCAUCGUUGGCCUGGAAGUCCAUUACGGGCCCAACGGCUGGACUCCACCACAUACUCACUCCGGAGCCACUGUUGUUGCUACAGUCACACAAGGCCGUCUCCUCAGUGGAAUGAACGGAAACCCGCCAAAGGUGUAUGGUGUCGGGGAGAGCUUUCGAGAGUUUCCUGGCUGCCAUCACACUGUCAGUGAUAAUGCCAGCGAUACCGAGGAUUGUACUUUCAUUGCGGUUGUUAUCAUUGAUACGGAUGUUUUGAAGAAGGGCUAUCAGAUUCUUACUGUUCUUGAUGAAGGAUGGGAAUAG